This is a messenger RNA of Drosophila melanogaster (fruit fly), 1499 nucleotides long. RefSeq lists its product as uncharacterized. Lineage: Eukaryota; Metazoa; Arthropoda; Insecta; Diptera; Drosophilidae. The coding region runs from base 92 to 1333 and encodes 413 amino acids. The transcript is spliced from 2 exons. The record is from RefSeq and is marked reviewed.
ACCAAACGAAACGCAUCUCAACUGUCUAACAAAACAAGAUUUGACAAAGUGUUAAAAAAUUUGAAAAAAAAAAAAUUACAAUACAAUAAUCAUGUACAAUUUGAUAAAAAGUCGCACACUCUCCGACUACUUAAAGAAGCCAAUGCCGCCAAAUUCUUUGAAUAAUGGCGGCAAAACAAACAAUUCCGUGGGUAAUACCAACAAUCCGGCCGGAAAUCUAAGUCCUGUUGCCGAAGAAUGUGUGCCGCAUCCAAAGAACAAAGAGCGUACGCUCGUUGAGGAUUUGGCCAAAAUAAAUAAACUGUUCGAGUAUCUGGAGGCUUCAGCUACGGACGAUAUGGAUUUAGAUAAUUCAACUGUCGAGGAUGUGGGAAAGGAAAGUUUAUCGAAUACGGUGCAGGCAUGGAAAGAAGUUCCCAAUAUAAAAAAUAAAUAUUUUAUCGGAGAACAGGUGCCUGUGAUGGAUACUUCCGACUUUAUGCUUAUUUCUCGCAACAAGGCAAAGAAGACUUUGCGUGCCAGGCAAAUGCGUCUUGAGCAGGAAAGAAAGGUGGCUCUGGAAGCCGCGAAAUUGACCGAACAAAAAGGCAUGGGGGAUCCUUCUUCGGUUCCAGGCAACGAUAGCAACGAUAAUGAAGCCCAGCCAGUUGUGCAUCUGUCUCGUUCGCCCAUCAAAUAUUCUAUGGAUGAACGCACUGGAGUCAAUCGCAUGCGAGCCACCAAAAAGAAGCAGAUCGAGCGUGCUCUUUUCUCUGAGAAUUCGAUGCAAUUGGAUCAGGAGCAGAUGCAACUAGCUGUCGAAGAAGACGAAAACCAAAAGGCUGACGGUCCGGUGGCCGCUUUGACUCACAAAAGAUAUAUACCCACCCACAAGGAAUGGGAAGAGCAGCGUCGUCUUAAAGCCGAAAACUCGCAAACCACAGUGGACCAGAUGACUCCGGCCACCACGAUGACCGCCAAAAGAUACAUACCCACCACCAAGGAAUGGGACGAACAGCGUCGUUUCAAGCUUAAGGCCAAGAUGGAAACUAAAAAGAACGCCACUUCGGCCAAUUCAACUAACGAACUUGGGGCGGAGAAACGCAAAGGGAAUAGCACUCAUUAUGGAGCAAAUAUUGAUUGGACAAACUUAACUCGUACAAAUAAUAAUUUUCAAAAGAUGGCAAGUCAGCCAAUGCCAAUUGAAGGCGAGCAGAAAGAUCGUCAAGUGAAGAAAGGAAAUGUUAUACGUUAUACUAUUGAUGAAUUGCUGAAGUUGGAACCGCAACCAGACGAUCUUGAUGUGCCUGCUGAAGUUGCCUUGAUUGAUAAAAAGUUACUGAAGGGCAAUUAAUAUGAUAACCACGCACAAUUCUACGCAACUUGUUGGGCUUACAUUUUGAUUCGAUUUAUAUUCGAUUUGGAUCAGUUUCUAUUUGUAAUUUGUAUUCUACCAACCUAUGUAUUUUUUAUUACUUAAAUUUGUCAUUCUAAAUAAUAAAAAAUAUCAUUGUUAGCCC